This is a messenger RNA of Quercus lobata, 482 nucleotides long. Its product is annotated as protein POLLEN DEFECTIVE IN GUIDANCE 1-like. The transcript has a single exon. The coding region runs from base 8 to 370 and encodes 120 amino acids. NCBI's taxonomy places the organism in Eukaryota, Viridiplantae, Streptophyta, Magnoliopsida, Fagales, Fagaceae. The record is from RefSeq and is a predicted model, not a curated record.
GGUGGCCAUGGCACUGAGAUCCAACGAUAAAAAAUUGUCUUUCGAGGUUCUGAGCCAAAGCAUGUCUUUCGAAGAAGACGAAUCCUUAUUCUUCUACCGCUCAAACUCAGAUCCAAUCCAAAACGGCGUCGUCGUCCAAUCCAAGCCCAAUCCCAAUCGCAAGAAACGGAAACACAGGCGAAAGAAACCGAUCCACUCCGAGUCCUCCAUUCGCGAAGAUCCGAUCGCCGAAGCAACACUCGAUCCCGAUACGAGCCGCACCAAUGGAUUGGAAUCGAACUGCACGCACAGUUACAGCGUCGAGAGCAGUAGCGUGUGUACGGUGGUGACGGAGCCGGAUUUCCAGAAUGUGCGCGGCGAGGGUGAUUAGUGGGUUUGUGGCUGUGGGUUGAUUUUCUUGGCCUGGGUUGUUGUGGGUUUGUGAGUUUUGCUGAUCUGGGUUUGUGGAUUUGUGGCAGAUUGGUGCACUGAUCUGUGGCGGA